Molecule: messenger RNA, 4294 nt
Organism: Lentinula edodes (shiitake mushroom)
Lineage: Eukaryota; Fungi; Basidiomycota; Agaricomycetes; Agaricales; Omphalotaceae
Exons: 4
Coding region: 137-3919 (1260 amino acids)
Source: RefSeq, a predicted model, not a curated record
UGACCAUGUCCUUUAUGGAAAUUCCUUUCCAACUGCAAAAACCUCAGAAAGCAACUUUACGAUAAAAGGAGCAAUAUUUAUCAGGCAGAAAGAGCUUGAACUGAAGAAAAGAAAGUAUUUGUUCCGAUAAGCCGUUAUGAAAAGUGUGCGGACACCAGGACGACCGUCUGGCAUAGGCGGAGGAUCCAGCUUGCCAACUCCUCGGUCACGUUCAUCUAGCAUCGCGAACGCUGAACGAGCCAAAACACCGACUUACUCCAUUCCCGCUGUACCGUCUGUGCCACUAGCUGCCAAAUCCACAAGGCCUCCAUCUAGGACAUCUGGUGCUUCUUCUUCUUCGAAUGCAGCGUUCACACCUACACUUAACGCGCCAGUUCGUAUCGAGUCACUGGGCUUUGAGGGUAUUUUACGAUAUCUAGGAGAAAUCCCGCCGAAGCAAGGUAUCUGGGCUGGAGUCGAACUUAGUGCUGGAUUUGCUGGCAAAGGGAAGAACGACGGAAGCACGCCAGAUGGAAAGAGAUAUUUUGAUUGUGCUCCAAUGUGCGGAGUAUUUGUAAGUGUUUCCAAGCUGUCUCGAGCGACAGCUGGAGUUUCCAGGCCGCCGUCUGUAGCGUCGACUGCUGGGAGUGAAACUAUGUCUGGUUUGCUUAGCGCUUCUUCUAGCAGGAGUGGCCUUGGUAUUGGCACUGGAAGGGUUACACCUUCUGCACGAACAGGAAGACUCAGUUUAGCUGCGUCGACUUCCUCUAACGCAUCCACAUCCACAUCCUCUUACUCCUACAAACCCGCCUCAUACUCUGGUCGAGUAACACCCUCUAACACCCUAUCGACUAGUACCACUAGCGUUGGUCCAGAAACUCCAGCAGCGCGUGCUGGCCGAUUACGAGCUCUAAAUGCCGGUGCGACGCCUUUAGUUAAGACUCGGUCCCAAGGCGCGAAUGUGGAGAAAGCCGUUCCUGUUCCUGCUGUACCUUCAAUUCCCCGCGCGUCUUCGGCUGCUGGGACUUCUAUCCCCUCCUCACUACCGUCUCCAACUACAUCGAAUGCUUCUCCUCGAAGAAUACCUUCACUAAAUCAGACAUCCCACCUUUCUUCUCCAUUCAACACUCCUAAAGCCCGCAAUCUUGCUACCGCGUCGGGUAUUGGACUUGGUUCACCGCACGGGGCAACACCUCGUGCGAGACUACCUAGCGCGGUCUCGAUGCCGCCUCCUCCAAGUCCGAAUAAGGAUCCAACCCUCAAAGGUCUUACUGAUCUGCAGAAGACGACAAGAGAAAUCCAAGAAAGGAUCCGCGGUUUAACUGGAGAGACUGUAUCUCCACCUUCUCCUUCUACCAGUGUAACGAGCAACAAUGCAUCACCACCCUCUGCCGCUUCCACUUCAUAUUCGUAUUCUUCCCAGAACGUUCCGUCUCCAUCUCGGCGACCACAAUCGCGGAUUGCAUCCGCGGCAACUAUUUCUUCCCGUGCACGAUCGCGGUCUCGUGCAGGCUCGACGUCUGUAAACAAUUCUAUGUCGUCCACUUCUAUGCACUCGAGGCCUUCCAGCGUGGCGUCCACUGCCUCUGUCAUGUCCGCGACUAGCCGAUCUCAUGCCCCACGAUCCUCUACUCCUGGAUUCGGACCUCGGUCGUCUACACCUGGGUUUGGGGUUAGCAUCGGACCAAGGUCAUCUACACCUGGUUUUGGUCGAUCUUUAUCGCGAGCCGGAGCAGAAACACCGUCUGCCUCUGUUGACGAAAGGCUUGAGCGUAUGCAGAGUCGAAUCGCGGCUUUAGAGUAUGAAAACACGCGAUUAAGGGAUGAGGCAGAGGAGACAGCCAGUGCAGGUGGAAUAGGCGAAUUGAGAAUAAAGCUGAGAGAACUUGAGAAAGACCUGGAGAAUGCGAACGCAUUAGUUGCCUCCGGGACCCCAGCUGCAUCCGAUGAUGUAUCACACUCGUCAUCUGACCCUGAAAGCGAAGUUGAAUCCUCAGCGACUUCCAGUACCGUUGAGUCUCCUUCUCGCUCAACAUCACCAAGUAAGGACCCCGACCACAAACUUCGUCAAGAAAUCAAUCUCCUUACUCUUCGCCUUGACGACGCUUCCACCAAAGCUCUUUCCGCACAUGCUCGUGCAGAACAACUUCAGUCUGCGCUAGAUGCAUUGCAAACUAAUUCCGAUGCUCAUCUCGCUGAUAUCAAACGGAUCAACGAAGAAUUGCAGCAGGCGCACCAUGCGCUCGCGGCUCGGGAAUCAGAGCUUGCCGAGACUAAAGGGCUUUAUGCGAGCACCCGCUCAGAUCUGGAAGAACGUACUGCGGACAUCAGUGCCCUCCAGAAGUCGGUGUCGGAUGUUGAGAAAAGAUACACCGACGAGAUGGAGCGGGACCGUGAUAUGUGGGACGUCGAGCGGAAGGAGUUGCGGAUUCAGGUAGAUGAGUUGAGGAGAGCUGGACAGGAGACGAUUGCUCUUUAUGAAGAGAAAUUAGAUGAGAUGCGGAUAACCUUAAAGGGCAACGACCUUUCGUCUUCUGUCUCCUCGUUAAGCAGGAGCCGAAGCUCGACAUUACUGACCUACCUCCAAACCAAGACCGCUUCUCUAACCGACGCCCUCGAAGAUGCCAGACACCUCCAUCAGUCUGACCUGAACGUCCUACAAAGUCAGUUGAAUCAAAGUAAGACGCAGUUCAAGGCUCUCAAGGGGGAGUUGGAGGAACGAGUCAGGACGGCGGAGAUGGAUGUUGGAAAGAAAGAGAGAGAGGUAGAGCAUGAGAGAAGGAGGCGAGGCGAGGUAGAGGAGGCACUGAGAGAAUGUGGCGAGGCAUUAGAGGAAGCUCGGAGAGAAGUAGAAGGUUUAAGGAUGGGUCUUGGCGGGGAAGAUUCUGAGGCUAAAGAUAAAUCCUCUCAAGACGCGCUCCAGUCCGAACUCGCCGCCUCCCAAACUGAUUUAGCUCGCGUCAGCUCCGAGCUUAAAGUCACCAAAUCAGAAAUAAACUCUCACAAAGAGGAAAUCGCUGGGCUCAAGCACUUAGUCAAGGAGUUGCAGCGUUUACAGAGGGAUUCCGCCAGAGACGAGGAAGGCGAAAUGAGCGAAAAUGCAGUUCUUAGAAGGGAGAAUGAGAUGAUCAAGGAGGAGAAUAGGAUGUUGAUAAGGGAGAUGGAGGGUCUGAAGGAGGAAGUGAAGGUCCUCGAGGAAGGGUUGAGUGUGCUGGAGGACGAGGAGGAAGGCAAAGCAAAGAGGAGGGAAGCGAUGGUUAAUGGUUCGUCUAAAGAUGGAAACCCAGUGGUGAAUAGUAUGAAGAGUGGUGUCAACGUUAGUGGGGAUGAAGUGGAAGAGUUGAAGAAGGAGAUAGAGGUAUUGAAGAAGAAGCUUGGAGAGAUGGAAAUAAAGGCAGCGAGGAAGACACAUGAUCUCAACAAGGAGAUCAGCGAGUUAGAGGCUUUAGUAGAGACGAAGAUUUAUCGUGAGGACGAAUUGGAACAAGAGAUCGAGCGGCUCAAUGAGAAACUUCGUAAAGCAAAUGCUAAACGUUCGGGCAAGUCCAGUACAGGCCCUACCAACGGCGAUGCUUCGCUCAACUCGCCGGCUCAUGAACCGGAACCAUCGUCGAGACAUACCAAUUCAUCCUCAAUCAGCUCCGCCUCGAUCAAUUCAAACGGGCUCGGAACAAAUUCAUCCUCAGAAGGUGCCGACGAGGAAGAACCAAUAUGUGAAAUCUGUGAAAAGCCAGGUCAUGACAUAUUUAGCUGUGAUCUGCUGAGAGAGGAUUACGGGCAUCGUGAUUCCAUAAAUCUCUCGUCUGAUAAUGCUACCUCCCACACUGUGGCUGGAAGUGGAGGCGGAGCUGCGGAGGAGGAUCUGGAUGUAUGGUGCGAAGAGUGUGAGGGGCAUGGACAUCGGGCGGAGGAAUGUCCGUAUGCAGGCGAUGUGUUCUGAGUCUGUCGAUUCGUUGACAACCAAUCGGCACAAGCAGUAUGGUAGGUACGAUAGUUAGUCUUUAUGCAUUACAGUAUCACAGUAUCAAUCUUGGAACUUUUUACUUGGUCUGUCUUUAUAGGCCUUUAUAAUUUUUCGUCCCGCUUCCAUUUUUUUUUUGGAUUUUACCUAUGUAUAUUGGAUCGUUUGUUGCACUUCCUGUAUUGCCAUUCCUUCACCUGGAUUAUUCUUAAUAUACACCUCUCUCCCUCACUAUGCAUUGCAUUGUAUUCAAUUUACAUAUUUUCUUAGUCUGUACUCGUUCCGUGCGCAUUAUGUAAAGCCGUCUACAUAUCACAGAAAAAUCGUACCUCACCCGGGCCAGUCAACCAGGUU